AUGCCUGCCGACAUUCGCAGCUUUUUUGGCGGCGGCCCUCCCAAGCCGAGCCAGGGCAGCCAGAGUUCACAGAAGAAGAAUGAGCCUACACCCAAGAAGGCCGCGCCUAAGAAGAAGGGCCGUACGAGCAGAGUUGUAGAAGACUCUGACGACGAAGAAGAGGAAGAUCCACAACCGAAGAAAGCAUCCCCCAAAAAGCCGCCCCCAAAGAAAGUUAAACGCGAACCUACGCCAGAACCUGUACUUGAAGAGACGACCACAUCAGAUUUCUUCGCCAGUAAAAACAAGCCCAAGCGAACAGAACCAGUCAAGAAGAAGGCCGCGGAGACACUAAAGGCAACACCCAAGAAAGCUCCUGCAAAGGCAACUGCAAAGACAUCCAAGAAUUUCACACCAGCGUCACUCGCCAAAACCUCUGGACGAGCGAAGAAGCCUGUCACAUCCUACGAGGAGAAGGAUGAUGACGAUGAAUUCCCGGACGACGACCUGGACGACGCGGAUGACAUCUUUGAAGACAACAUUAAAGGCAAAGCAAAAGAUGACUACAAAGAAAUCUCGGAGAGUGAUGAUGAUGUACCAGUGAAAUUACCACAUCGCGGAACGCCAAAGGCCCCAGCGAAACAGCAAAAGGUGAUCAAGGAUGAGGACAAAUUUGACCCCGAGGACGAAGACGUCGAUAUGAAGGAUAUAGACGCAGACGACGACUUUGUAGUACCUGAUGAGGAGGAACGGGCAGUCAAGAGCACACUAAAGAAGACGACCGCAAGCAAGAAGCGUAAAUCACCCGAGUCUGAGGAUGAGGAGGAGAAGCCAAAGAAGUCGCGCGCAAAGGCCACUCCGGCAAAGUCGCCAGCGAAAAAGAAGGCGAAGAAGGAAGAGGUUGAAGACAGUGCAGACAUUCAGGCCAUCUACGACAGCAUCCCUAUCGUACGCGCCCCUACGCCUCCACCCAAAGACGAGAAUGCAAAGUUCGACUGGAAAGCGAAUGCAGGUCGUGGUGAGGCUGCGCCGCUUCUGGGCUCAUCCAGUGACAUGCCACAGGGCUCGGAUACAUGUCUAGCAGGUUUGAACUUUGUCUUCACUGGUGUGCUGCAGAAAUGGGGCCGAACAGAGAGUCAAGAGUUGGUAAAACGACAUGGUGGCAAAGUCACCACUGCUCCCAGCAAGAAGACUAGUUAUGUCGUUCUAGGCUCAGAUGCCGGUCCAAGUAAACUGGCCAAAAUCAGGGACAUGAACAUCAAGACAAUCGACGAGGAUGGACUAACACAGCUUAUUGAAAAGCUAACAGCUGCUGGCAACAAGGGUGACAGCAAAGCACAAGCUGAUUACAGGGAGAAGCAACGCAAAGAGCAGGAGAAGAUCGAGCUGCUGGCUGCUGAAAUGGAAAAGGAGGAACAAAAGCGUCAGAAGGAAGCGACUGCAGUGGCCAAAGCAGCAGCUAAAGCAACUGGUAACAAGACAGCUGCGGCUACUGCGACUGCUCAAAACGCAGGACCUGCGGUGGACUCUCGACUAUGGACCACAAAAUACGCACCCACAUCAUUGUCACAGAUUUGCGGAAACAAGACGACCGUGGAAAAGAUUCAACGAUGGCUACAGAUGUUCCCGAAGAACCUCAAAACUGGAUUCAAGAUGGCAGGUAAAGAUGGCAGUGGGGUUUUCCGCGCCGUUAUCCUCCACGGACCACCUGGUAUCGGUAAGACUACUGCAGCACAUCUUGUCGCGAAACUCGAAGGCUAUGACAUAGUCGAGAGAAACGCAAGUGACACACGAAGCAAAAAGCUCAUCGAAGACGGUCUACGCGGCGUUCUAAGUACCAAUUCUCUCCACGGAUAUUUCGCUGGAGAUGGAAAGAAAGUGGAAGGAUCGAAGAAGAAGCUUGUUCUGAUCAUGGACGAAGUCGACGGUAUGUCUGCGGGAGAUCGAGGUGGUGUUGGCGCGCUUGCGGCGGUCUGUAAAAAGACGGAAGUGCCUAUGAUCCUCAUCUGUAACGACCGAAGACUUCCAAAGAUGAAGCCAUUCGAUUACGUGACGUACGACCUGCCCUUUCGACGGCCUACUGUUGACCAAAUCCGAUCACGCAUCAUGACAAUCACAUUCCGCGAAGGCCUCAAGAUGCCACCCGCAGUCAUCAACGCGCUCAUCGAAGGCAGCCAUGCCGAUAUCCGUCAAGUCGUCAACAUGAUCUCUACCGCGAAACUCGACCAGACCGUCAUGGACUUUGACAAGGGCAAGACCAUGUCUAAGAACUGGGAAAAGCAUGUGGUUCUCAAGCCAUGGGAUAUCACACAGAAGAUUCUCGGUGGCGGCAUGUUCGCUUCAAACAGCAAAGCUACACUUCACGACAAGAUUGAGCUGUACUUCAACGACCAUGAGUUCAGCCCGCUGAUGUUGCAGGAGAACUACUUGGGCACAAACCCUAUUCAGUCGCUCAGCUAUUCCGGCAAGGAAAAGAACCUCAAGAAUCUGGAGCUUAUAUCGAAAGCAGCCGAUAGCAUCAGCGACGGUGAUUUGGUCGACCGCAUGAUUCACGGCUCACAGCAACAGUGGAGUCUAAUGCCUACACACGCAGUCUUCAGCUUCGUUCGGCCCGCAAGCUUCGUCUCUGGAAGCACGGCGGGUAACCAGACACGCUUCACUUCAUGGCUAGGCAAGAACAGCACGACCAACAAGCUCAGUCGAAUGAUCAAAGAGAUUCAGGCUCAUAUGCGGUUGCGGUCCUCGGGUGAUCGACACGAGGUUCGGCAGCAGUAUGUCCCACUUCUUUGGACGGAUCUAGUUCAGAAGCUACAGAAGGAAGGAAAAGAAGCUGUACCACAGAUCAUCGAGUUGAUGGACAGCUACUAUCUCACCAAGGACGACUUUGAUGCAAUCAUGGAGCUGGGUGUGGGUCCAAUGGAUCAAGAAAAGGUCAAGAUUGAGACACAGGCCAAGGCGACCUUUACACGACUCUACAACCAACAGUCGCAUCCGAUGCCCUUCAUGAAGGCCUCCUCUGUCACGCAGCCCAAGAAACAAGCCAAAGAGAAGCCAGAUCUUGAGGAAGCCAUCGAUGAAUCCGAUGAUGGCGAAGUUAUCGAAGAAGUCAAGGACGAGGAUGAAGACAUCGAUUUGUCAAAGGACAAGUACGUCAAGCAGCCAAAGAAAAAGGCCGCGCCGAAGAAGGGAGGCAAGAAGAAGGCAAAGGAUGACGAAGAAGAGGAGGAGGAGGAGGAGGAGGAGGAGGAGGAAGAUGUCAAGCCCAAAGGAAAGGGCAAGGCAAAGGCGGCUCCCAAGGGCAAGAAGAAGUAG
This is a messenger RNA of Pyrenophora tritici-repentis Pt-1C-BFP, 3291 nucleotides long. The record is from RefSeq and is a predicted model, not a curated record. Lineage: Eukaryota; Fungi; Ascomycota; Dothideomycetes; Pleosporales; Pleosporaceae.